This is a messenger RNA of Ceratosolen solmsi marchali, 1114 nucleotides long. Its product is annotated as ubiquitin-conjugating enzyme E2 N. The record is from RefSeq and is a predicted model, not a curated record. The transcript is spliced from 4 exons. The coding region runs from base 318 to 773 and encodes 151 amino acids. Lineage: Eukaryota; Metazoa; Arthropoda; Insecta; Hymenoptera; Agaonidae.
GAGAUUGAGUACAUGUGUGUAAGAGGGGGAGAGGGUAAUUGCCAAAGCUUUUUUUUGAUAAACUGUGUGCGAAGAGCAGAAAAACAAGGAAUAGUCGAAGUCGAAAACACAGGGAGAAAGAUAUUGCGGAUGAUACAGCGAGAGAGCGAGAGGAAAAAAGUGAGUGAAGAAGAGAAGAAGAAAAAGAGAUAAGAAGUGAGUGAAAACAUUUUUGAGAAACGUCUAAAUAAAAGGCGGCGACGGUGACGCCGGAAGAAGCAACGGGUACGAAGACAUAAAUUAUUUUUGUUAAGAGACUAUAUUAAAUAAACGCAGAAAUGGCUGCAUUGCCACGAAGAAUUAUUAAAGAGACGCAAAGGCUUAUGCAGGAGCCAGUACCAGGUAUUAGUGCAGUGCCUGAUGACACUAAUGCUAGAUAUUUUCAUGUAAUAGUCACUGGACCAGAAGAUUCGCCUUUUGAAGGUGGAUUAUUUAAAUUAGAGUUGUUUUUACCAGAGGAUUAUCCGAUGUCUGCACCAAAAGUUAGAUUUAUUACAAAGAUCUAUCAUCCUAAUAUUGAUAGACUUGGCAGAAUCUGCUUGGAUAUCCUGAAAGAUAAGUGGAGUCCAGCGUUGCAAAUACGAACUGUUUUAUUAUCGAUACAAGCGCUGCUUAGCGCUCCAAAUCCAGAUGAUCCUUUAGCAAAUGACGUGGCCGAGCUCUGGAAGGUGAAUGAGAGUGAGGCGAUACGGAACGCCAAAGAAUGGACGCGUCGAUAUGCCAUGGAUAAUUGAUCUUAAGGCGCAAAUUCUUGAAGAUGGUGCAAAUCGUUAGAUGCGCUAUUCUGGAAUCACUAUAAUGGGAAAUGCAAGGACAGGGAUAGACACAGGAAUGCGUACACGCUCAAUAAUAUCCAUCAUUUCAAGUUUUGCUAUUAAUAUUAAAAAUUAAAGCUAAAAGAAUGUUUUGUACAAGUAUAAACAACUUGUGCGUUGAGAUUGUGUACUUUCCAUAUGUUAAUAUUUGCUAUAUUUAUCCUAUGAAGUGUGGAAGAGUCAUACAUGGCUCUGGGACUUUUUGUUAUAAUAACUGCAUUGCUCGAUCUUUUGCCUUCAUUAUAUAUAUAUAUAUAUAU